Malassezia restricta is the source of this 573-nucleotide messenger RNA. RefSeq lists its product as uncharacterized. The transcript has a single exon. The coding region runs from base 1 to 573 and encodes 190 amino acids. Lineage: Eukaryota; Fungi; Basidiomycota; Malasseziomycetes; Malasseziales; Malasseziaceae. The record is from RefSeq and is a predicted model, not a curated record.
AUGCCGUCGUCGUCGUCGCCGCAGGCAACGCCCAAAUCUGGGUGGAUACGUGCGCAACGCUCCACGAGUGCGACGCCUGUGAAAACGGGGCGAGAUGAGUGCGUCCUGUUUCCCUGGCAGCAGGACCUGGACGCGCACUUGCCCAAGUAUCGCAAGCUCGCGCACAUGAGUCCUGCGCGCACGCUUCCGACGACACCGCCACCGCGCCGCUAUCGCGCACCACUUAGGCUGGAGCCUGGGUCGGCGCGUGUGGAGCGCAAAGCGGACACCUUUGCCAUGGUGAAAGAGGUGUGGCGUGGCGCUAUGGAUACCCCCUCAGCAGCGACGCCCGCGCCUGCCAGGAAGCCAGAAACGCGACAAGCGCAACAAACGACCUUAGAUGCAUUUACAAGACCCACCACCAAAACUACUCAUGUACCAGAGUCAAGAGCUCUUCCCCCUUCGCCACCCGACUCGCUGUCAUCCUGCAGCACUAUACCCGGCGACUCGGACGAUGAGAUUGCCUCGCCAGCUCGAACGUGGAUCCGUGCUCUCGGAUCGUCGCCGUCAGAAUGGCUGCAUUCGUCACCAUAG